AUGGAAGGCCUUGAAUAUACAGAUGGAGGCCAAGGAUGCCAUUUCUGCACACACGACCGAAUUGGUAGGCAAAUGAGCGAACUCAACAAAUGCGUCUACACAAAACUCGAGAAUGGAGACUUCAUCGAGUGUCGAAACUGUGCCGACUACCGCUCGGAGUAUCCCCAACGCUCCCAUCCCAAGUGCGGGCCUCCUGGACCGGGGUCUGUAGACGAAGGCAAGGUCUGGCGUCUUGAUGCCUUGCCUGCAAACCUAAUCCUCCCUGAAACUUGGUCUAUCGCCACCUCCUCACACGGCUCUAGAGACAUUGAGUGCGGGGGAACCAUGACCACAGGCCGUCGAGAGUGCAAGAGAUGUGCGGUCGACGGGCAUCGCUGCAUAGCCGAUGCUCGCUGCUACCGCUAUGCGUGCAAUCGCUGUGCUCAGCUCGGCCUUGACUGUUUCGACAGCUUUAACGGCGUUUAUUAUGGCCUCUUUGACCUUGCCAGAGUUGGCUUCGGCAAAUACAUGGCCUUUCCAAAAUGCUCCUGCUGUAGACGGAAUGGCAGAAACUGCGACUUACAGCGCCCGUGCGAUUCGUGCCGCAAACAUAAAGACAAGUGCGAUAGAUGGGGGGGCACGACGGCCAAGACUUGCAUAAAUGGUCGAAUCAAGAACAUCGGGCCUCUCUAUUACCUCGCGUUGGGGUACGGCGCCGGAGGUGUCGACGAUAUCAAAGACGGAUCUGCCAUCGACCACUGGGUCGGCCCAGCGACAAACAUAUAUACCGUGUCUCCUGGAGAAAGAAUGAUGACCUCCACAUUACAAGGACUCUUGAUGAGAAAGGGAGCGCAUCCAAGUGGGAUACCUCCUCACGGAGUUAGUGACAAGGGCGGUGUCAUAUUUGGACCAAUGAGCCAUGUAACCAAGAAGGAUAUCGUCAUGUGGAUCGAAGCGUCUUGGCCAGAUGCUUAUCCAAUGAACCAGCAUGCGGAAUAUGCAGCAUUUCUUAAAACCGUACAGCUGUUUGUGGGUAUUCCCGUUGACCCAGAGAGGAGUGCUGGCCUUGAUCCUGUGGGUUCUGCCCGUGGUCCUCUUGCUAGUAUCAGAAACUCUCUGUCGCCUCAAGCUCAAACGCCGGUUCUUCUCUCCGCGGCUCAUGAUGUCGUGGCUCCAAACCCAAUGCCCAUGGAUCUUGACGACAACUUUCCCGCCAACGCCGUGAAUCCUGCUCCUGGUGUCGUAAGCCAGGAAUUAGGAGCGCCCCCAGCCGAAAAGCCCGGGAGGUUCGAUCAGCAGUCUGGCCGUGACGCCGCAGAUCUUCCUCCCCAGAACGAGAGAGCGAGCGUUAGAGAACUCAAUCCUAACACCGCCGUCAAUAUGGGCCCCAAUUCAAAUUCAAAUUCAAAUUCAAAUCUCAUUUCCAAUUCCAGCCCUAACAUGGCAGGCGCCAGGCUCAGCCCUGAUGUCAUGAGACAGACAGAUUUCGGUCCCAACUUCCCCACGGAAGAUGCUGGGUUCGACCCUGAUGAUGAAGUCGGUAGAGCUUCCUGUAUACAUGCAGAUUGCAACAUGAACUCGGCAUUUGCCAGGACCGACGCGUCUCACAUUCCCAAUAGUGAUCCCGAUACAAUACUCCCCUCCAUCGAGUCAGAUUGGGAGCUCAUCACAGGUCAGGAUAUUAUAAAUGAGCAUGGUUUAAACGACAGUGUAAAUCCCAGAUUAUCCAACGCCCUAAAUCGGCUCCGCAUGUUCUUGCUUGGUUACCAAACUCCUAAACUACCUGAGCAGAUCUACGAAAACGUUGUGCAUGCUGGUGAUUCAGCGCCGACACGCGAAAAUGACUUUUACGAGCUGUUCGGCAUCCUCCCCCUCCCCGUCUUUGAUAACGUCCUGGGCGGCAUACCGUCAGAAGUGAAGUCUUACGAGGAGGGCCCUAAUGGAUUAUGCUGCGAGACAGUAGGAGGAGAGUUCUGCCUUGAGCUCACGGGAGGCUCAGUCUGCCAAUCUCCCUCUCACGGGGCAUGGGCCGCCUUUCAUGUCUGCAGCAGCUGUAACCAGUGGAGCGUCCACGAGCUGAUGCGUGACGACAACCUCGCCUUGACCGUGGACACAAUGGAGAACAUGCGAGCAUACCUGUGCGACGACUGCGCUGCAGAGGUCGGCCGCGACGUGCACAAAGUGCUGAAACACAGAAUCACCGGCAACCUCAACGUCUGGGGCUGGUGCAAACGGUUUCCCGAUCCCAGCAAUAUCCCUCCUUGGGCUUCUACCAUCGGCGGCGGCAUCACCUACAAGGGCGAUGCCUACCUUAGCACCGGAUGCCCAUGCGCAACAAAGCUCACAGUCCAACGCCUCUGCCGCUAUCACCGUUUCGAAUAUGCCGACAAGCUCAUGAGCCAAGUCCAAAAGAUGCACGAGUGGCAACAGCAGACAUACGGCCGCAAAGUCUGUUUUGGAUGCCUCGAGGCAGACCAGCCUGUCAAGAAUGCAUCCGAAUCCACGGCUUGGCAAUGCCUUGUUUGCGGUGGCUUGACUGUAAAUCAGCCAGGGAUGUGGUAUAUGGGCGGCCCCGAUCAACUCAUAGACCCAGCACUUCAGCCAAGCACUAGCUCCACGCGUACAAGCCAGGUUGAAGAGCAGCAGGUGAAAGAGGAGGAGCUGGAGGAGGAUGACAAAUUACAGACAAUACCUGAGUAUCAGCAGCAGGAGGAGGAGGGGAGGGAUGCUGAACGGGUGAAAGGGGAGGAGCGGGAGGUGGAUAACAAAUUACAGGCAAUACCUGAGUAUCAGCAGCAGCAAAAGGAGAGGAGGGAUGCCAAAGUACAGACAAUGCCUGAGCAUCAACCGACGCUAUCACCAAGGGAAGAUUCAUACAGCAGAGGCUCAAGUCAAGGGCAAUUCGCAAGAGACCUAAGUAUCCUGCUGCGCGAGAGAGAGUCAAAGGCAAGGCAAUAUGAGGGAGAAGAAAGUGUGGGACUUUACAAUCUCGAGCCAAGUGCUGGGCCGUACGCAAACCAAGACGAAGUAUUUCGCUCAGCGCUGUCUUUAGAGGACAGAAGACGACACGCAGAACAAGUCAGGUCAUUGUCCAGACAACAAGCCAGGCAACAGACUGCGAUAAAUGACGGAGGCCAAGGUGAAGGACAAGAUGCGCAACAGGAUGAGGAGCAGGUUGGAGAACAGGUCGAGGAGCAGGUUAAAGAAGAUGAGGGCAGAGACCAGGACGGAGACCAGGACGGAGACCAAGACGAAUGGAAAGAAGCAUCCUGGCAUGAAAUUUGGGAUAUUAUCGAACACGGCAUUUAG
Messenger RNA from Trichoderma virens Gv29-8, 3288 nucleotides. RefSeq lists its product as uncharacterized. NCBI's taxonomy places the organism in Eukaryota, Fungi, Ascomycota, Sordariomycetes, Hypocreales, Hypocreaceae. Bases 1 to 3288 code for a protein of 1095 amino acids. The transcript is spliced from 4 exons. The record is from RefSeq and is a predicted model, not a curated record.